AUGGUCCAUCAGGAAGUACGCUAUUUGCACCCAUAUGCCUCGGAGACCAGCCCACAGGAGGAGCGGUACAGAAUCUCGACGCUUGACUACCUUAUGGGCCUUUGCUACACCCACCUCGCGAUCUUCUUUCGUUUGGAUGACGGGAGUAAGCCUAAGGCCGCUGCAGUACUCAAGAAGGGUCUCGAGCGGAUUCUCCGCAAAGUCGGCCACCUUUGUGGCACCAUCGAAAAAUGGCUGGACGCUGCGAGCGAUGCGGAUCGGCUCCCCUCGCUGAACGACAUGGAAAAUUCGAGCUUUGCUGGGAUUACACUGGGUGAUUUCAAACAUUGGAGCAUUGACCCUAUGGCAUAG
Aspergillus bombycis is the source of this 351-nucleotide messenger RNA. Its product is annotated as acyl transferase. The coding region runs from base 1 to 351 and encodes 116 amino acids. The record is from RefSeq and is a predicted model, not a curated record. The transcript has 2 exons. NCBI's taxonomy places the organism in Eukaryota, Fungi, Ascomycota, Eurotiomycetes, Eurotiales, Aspergillaceae.